AACCGGUUUUGAAACAAAUCAUAGGAAACCGGUUAGGCUUUAUCACUUCUCCCUGCUACUCCGAUGGGAUCAUUUCCUUCCCCUUCACGACCUACCACACCACCGCCAUCACCCGAAUCCAAUGCUUCUAGUUAUCGAGUUCUCGUGGCUUUUUGUCCUAAAGAGGGAGGGUCUAAUACCAACUAUUUUAACUGCAUACAGUGUUACAAUCCGUUUAACAACACAUGGAGCCAUGUCAGCUUAAUUCCUGAUCUGCUAGAAAACCAUGUCUUGAAGGGUUUCGCUAUGGUUUCUCUUGGAGAGUCGAUUUACAUUGUUGGUGGGAGGUUAUGGAACAAACGGAAGCCUCAAACUUCAAGUGAUUCCGGCGAGUCAGUCAAUGUUUGUGUCCAAGUGUCGCCUUUAGUACUUCGAUACAAUGUCCGGUUGGACCAAUGGUCCAAAUGUGCAACAUUAGGUGUACCACGUUACGAUUUUGCGUGUUGUGUUUGUGACAAAAAAAUUUAUGUGGCGGGAGGGAAAUCGUACUUGGACAGUGCUAGAGGAAUUUCGUCGGCUGAGGUCUAUGAUCCUGCCCUUGAUGAAUGGACUCCAUUGCCUAGCAUGAGCAGCUUGAGAUACAAAUGUGUUGGGGUAACAUGGCAAGGGAAAAUUUAUGUGAUGGGCGGUUUCGCCGAAAGGGAAGAUUCGGAUAUAAACUUGCUGACAUUUUCUCCACAGCGUAGCUCUGCGGAGGUGUUCGACACACGAACAGGGGGAUGGGACCUCGCAGUGGGGAUGUGGCAGCUGGAUGUUCCACCUAAUCAAAUCGUUGCAGUGGAUGGCAAGUUGUUCAGCUCUGGGGAUUGUCUGAAGCCAUGGAAAGGUCACAUUGAUGUGUAUGACGGGAAGCAGAACAUGUGGGAUGAAGCGGAUGGAUCUCGUUUCCAAACUCUUAACUUACCAUUCUCCACAAUAAGUGGGAGUAGCAAUGGAAAUUGGGCACCAAUAGAACGGCUUUACUUAACAAUGGCACCGAUCGGAACCCAAUUAUAUUUCCUGGCAGGGUAUCGGGUGCCUGGUGAAUCACCACGAACAGUUUCAAUGGUCUACGCCUUUGAUACAUCGGCAACUAUUGGUGCAUGGAAGAGCUUGGAACCAACGGAGGAAGAAGGCGAAAAAGAACUCUGCAGUCAUUGUUGUGUUUGUUCAAUUCCCGUAAGCAAGUCUUAGCCUUAGCCGUCGAAAGCAUCUUACUUUGCCAUGGCCAUCCUCCUUUAGAUUACUUAGGAUUCUUAUGCUGUUAUAACUGAUAAAAAGGUACCUUUCUGUAGUUGCCUUUGUUGGAUGGUGAAUUAGCAUGUCUAAGUAGCUUAUGUUAUAACAAAUAAGCUAAUGUCGUGUAAAAAUACCAUUUAAUUCUCAUAAAAGCGCAUUUUUUUGGCACGUUUUAAGCCUA
Gossypium arboreum is the source of this 1438-nucleotide messenger RNA. RefSeq lists its product as uncharacterized. Gene Ontology annotation, molecular function: protein binding. The record is from RefSeq and is a predicted model, not a curated record. Lineage: Eukaryota; Viridiplantae; Streptophyta; Magnoliopsida; Malvales; Malvaceae. The transcript has a single exon. The coding region runs from base 64 to 1212 and encodes 382 amino acids.